Thelazia callipaeda (thelaziosis nematode) is the source of this 135-nucleotide messenger RNA. NCBI's taxonomy places the organism in Eukaryota, Metazoa, Nematoda, Chromadorea, Rhabditida, Thelaziidae. The record is from the annotation of a GenBank genome assembly.
GCUAUAUGUACAGAAGCUGGAAUGUUGGCACUUCGCGCUCAACGCAAAUUUGUCUGCUUGGAAGAUUUUGAUAGAGCUAAGGAUAGAGUUAUAAUGCAGAAGAAAAACGAAGCGCCAGCAGAAUUUUUCUUAUGA